Scylla paramamosain (green mud crab) is the source of this 3080-nucleotide messenger RNA. RefSeq names its product zwei Ig domain protein zig-8-like. Gene Ontology annotation, cellular component: neuron projection membrane. The transcript is spliced from 7 exons. The record is from RefSeq and is a predicted model, not a curated record. The coding region runs from base 1 to 849 and encodes 282 amino acids. Gene Ontology annotation, biological process: synapse organization. Lineage: Eukaryota; Metazoa; Arthropoda; Malacostraca; Decapoda; Portunidae.
AUGAGCUCCAUAGACUAUGGUCCAAAUUUUGUUUUUCAAUGCAACAUGUCCGUGUUGACGCUGACUAGCGGAGAACGGCUCAUCCCCCCACCGCCUCUCAUCACAGACCAGCCUUACUUCGAUUCCUCCAUGCGGGUGAAUCAGACAGCGCAUGUGGGCAGGCAGGCCGAGCUUCACUGCCGCGUCCACUCCAUUGGAAAUAGAACGGUGUCGUGGAUCCGAGGACGGGACCUGAGGAUCCUGACAGUGGGUCGCUACACUUACACGACGGACCUUCGCUAUGAGGCCCUGCACCAAAACGGCACAAACCAGUGGACGCUUCGAAUCAGGUCAGCCCAGCCACGUGACCAGGGCACCUAUGAGUGUCAGGUCAGCACGAAGCCAGUCAAGACCUUCACCACUUACCUCAGGGUGCUGGAGCCUCGAGGGGAGAUCCUUGGCUCGCCUGACUUGUACGUGCAGAAGGGCAGCAUGAUUAACCUGACGUGUGUGUUGCAUGACCUACCAGAACCUCCCCGGUACGUGCGUUGGUACCACAGCAACAAACACCACACCAACAGGAACAUAAGCUACAGCAGCAGUCGAGGGGGCGUGUCUAUGAUCGUGGAGAAGGGUCCCACCACCAUCAGCUACCUGCUCAUCACCUCAGCUCGCGUGGAGGAUAAUGGCGUGUACACCUGUGCAGCGUCCAAUCUUAAUUCCACUUCAGUCACGCUGCACGUUCUCAAUGGAGAGCAUCCAGCGGCCAUGCAGACUAACAGGGGAGCUUCUGUGUUCAAGGGCGCGGAUCUACUAGCCGUCGGUACCAUCGCCAGAAUACUGUGGCAAGGAUGGCUUCACGGUACCUAACGACCUUCAUCAGGCGGAACUGAGUCUUGGAAAGUAUCUAUCAUUGACUUCAUGCCGCGUGACCUAAGCCUCCAGGUCACGCCUCGAAUGACCCCAUUGUGGCCUCUAUGAAAUAUCUGUAACCCGUGCUGUGUCAGUAUGAUCUGAGGUGUGCAUCUCUCUCUCUCUCUCUCUCUCUCUCUCUCUCUCUCUCUCUCUCUCUCUCUCUCUCUCUCUCUCUCUCUCUCUCUCUCUCUCUCUCUCUCUCUCGUGGUUUUAGGCUAUGUUUACCUGCAUGGAGAAGCAUAUUCAGUGAUCCCAUCUGUAUUGUUAUGACUUCAUCUAUGUUCACCAAAACUUCCUAAUGGUUAUCUGGGUCUAUAUUUGUACACCUGAGCUACCACCUAAUCAAGUAUGGUCUUGAACUGAGUUCGUUUUCACCCAUGUGAGCUCACUUGUGGGCUCGCCUGUAGGCUCAUUUGUGGGAUCACCUGGGCUCUUAGGUUUGCUUGUCCAGCGGCAACAACGAAACGAGAUGAGACAAAGACUUAAGUGGUGAAAUUGUUACUGCAGAUUGAGGACUUGCAUAAAAGUGAGAGAGAGAGAGAGAGAGAGAGAGAGAGAGAGAGAGAGAGAGAGAGAGAGAGAGAGAGAGAGAGAGAGAGAGAGAGAGAGAGAGAGAGAAAUGUAUCAAUUAUAUUAAUGAUUGUUAGCGGCGCCUAGUGGAAUCUGAACUUCUGUUUUGAUUUUAUAGUAGAGAAUUGCACGAGUAUGAGAUCUCCCUCGCAUUCUUUGUUGAAAGUCAUGGGGCGCAAACCAUGUGAUGCCUCGGUGAAAGAUUAUGAUAAAUCUCCCCGUUUUGAGUUUGGCCUGUGGAGAUAUUGGCGAUGGUGAUGGAUUCACUUAAUUCCCCACGUGAUUGGUCGGCGAGCGUUGAUGACGUCCGCGAUUCAAGUGAUUGACUUCAUCCCCCUGCAGCAAUUACCUCCGUGAGUGUUGACAUCGUGACACCUGCGCGUUGAUUGGCUGAUGCGUCCUCCAGACAUUCAUCACUUCAGUCAACGAUGCGUUACGUGCUGUCAGGCCUUGUUUUGUGUUACCGCCUCAGUGUGUUGGUGGCUGAACCAGCAGUAAGUAACGUAAAACUAACGCGAUUUUUUCACUUGUGAGAUUGAAAUUGAAAUAUAUCCAUUAAAUUUUUAAUAUUAUCUGUUGAUCACAAUAUUUCACUGACACACCACAGAUAUCCUACAGGCACUUUUUACCCUUAAAGAGACUAAACAUUUUCCAGAGCAUGUUCACGGAUGCUUAUCUUUGACAUACUAAAACGAGUUUAUUUCUUAGUUACAAAGAAAUAAACGCACAACAACAUUUAGAACUCGUCUUGUUUUUCUUCCCACAUGAAGAUCUUAUUUCUCGACACUAGAUACGGAAAUAGGGAUGCCAUCUAUAGUGUAACCUUGAAAAAUAUAAUGUAGUACAUGUGAAAAGGCUUCCUGUUCUGUGAUUCUCAGAAAAAGGGAGGAAAAGAAAUGCAGGAAAGAGGAUGUUUGUGUAGUUAGAUAAAACACACAAACAGAUAAAUGAGCUGACAGAUGGACAAGCAGACAGACAAGUAAACAAACUUCAUCUGACGCGUCUGUGUUGAGAAAGCGUCGAGGAAAGAUGAAAGAAGAGUCGAAGGAAUGAUUGUUGAGAGAGAGAGAGAGAGAGAGAGAGAGAGAGAGAGAGAGAGAGAGAGAGAGAGAGAGAGAGAGAGAGAGAGCUGACAAAGAGCCAUAAAAGAAAAAGAUAGACGCAGACACAUACAGACAGACGGACAUCAUAUAAAAAGAAAGAACUUACGUCACCAGGGACAUAGCAGUAGGACAAUAAAUGGACAACGAAGACCAUUACUUUGUGUGUGUCUCGUGUGAGUGGGUGCGUGGGUGUUGAUUGCAGCCACGAGCCAUGCGUGUAGUGGAGGUGUGUGGUACGGUUGUGUGGGGAGACGGGGGCCUCCGCAGUAAGCGCUGUAAAUAAAGUAUAACUAUCGAUGUUGCCUCCCCAGUGUUCGGGUAGUGACGGGUUCGAGUCCACAGCACUUCGAGACGCUAUUCUGCUCUGUUCGAGAUGGGACGAAAAAUGUUCAGUGUUCUCGUGUUGAUGGGAAGGUGAUAAUCCCAAGCCUUGGAUUUUAAAAAAAGAAUAAAAAUCUGGCAAAUUUCCAGCCUCCACCUUUAUCUCCGAACAGCCGAACUUCGCUUAUAUAU